AGGAUAAUUUAGGCCUCGGAGGAGCAGUGGUGGUCACGCUCUAUAAGAUGGGGUUUCCGGAAGCUGCCAGGACACAUCAGAUUGAGGCUGCUCCUACCAGUGCUGCAAGUGAUGGAUUUAAGGCAGAUCUUGUCUUUAAGGAGAUCGAGAAGAAGCUUGAAGAGGAUGGGGAACAGUUUGUGAAGAAAAUUGGUGGUAUUUUUGCCUUCAAGGUGAAGGAUGGUCCUGGGGGUAAAGAAGCCACCUGGGUGGUGGAUGUGAAGAAUGGCAAAGGAUCAGUGCUUCCCAACUCAGAUAAGAAGGCUGACUGCACAAUCACCAUGGCUGACUCGGACUUACUGGCUUUAAUGACUGGUAAAAUGAAUCCUCAGUCGGCCUUCUUUCAAGGCAAAUUGAAAAUCACUGGCAACAUGGGGCUGGCAAUGAAGUUACAAAAUCUUCAACUUCAACCAGGCAAAGCUAAGCUGUGAAGAAUUCCCUUUAGCAACUUUGGAAAAUCGAGAUGAGAUAUAUAGAUAUAUAUCCACAUAUUUCAUUGUCAGAACUUAGACUGAAACUACACAUUGGCAAAUAGCAUGAGACAGAUUUGUUAAAUGGGUGUGUAACCAAUUGUGUUUUUCCUAUGCUCUUGGUAAACAGAGCCUGAUGGUGUCCUACUGCUUUGAGGAAUUGCAUACAACUGUGCAUGACAAAGUUAAUAUGGUAAUUAUGGUUUGGGGUAAAUUAGUUUCAGAAUAAAAUUAGGAACAGUAAAAAUCUAAAAACUAUGCAAA
Molecule: messenger RNA, 773 nt
Organism: Ictidomys tridecemlineatus (thirteen-lined ground squirrel)
Lineage: Eukaryota; Metazoa; Chordata; Mammalia; Rodentia; Sciuridae
Source: RefSeq, a predicted model, not a curated record